Soboliphyme baturini is the source of this 255-nucleotide messenger RNA. The record is from the annotation of a GenBank genome assembly. Lineage: Eukaryota; Metazoa; Nematoda; Enoplea; Dioctophymatida; Soboliphymatidae.
AUGAAUGACGGGCAAUUCGCAACGCUAGCGGAUCCACAGCGCCCAGGAACCGCAAACACUCUGCAACCGAAGACUUGUGGCUCGCAAAUCACAACAACGUACGGUCGAUCGCUCAAAGGUCUACGACGAUUGGCCGUUGUGCUUCCUGUUACUGUGGGCAGCCUGCACCCACAGAACACGAGGACACCGCUGUCGACUGAAGCGGAGACACGGCGACUUCGUCCGAGUUCCGGCGACGAAAGACUACGAUCUUAA